This is a messenger RNA of Nicotiana tabacum (common tobacco), 1140 nucleotides long. The record is from RefSeq and is a predicted model, not a curated record. NCBI's taxonomy places the organism in Eukaryota, Viridiplantae, Streptophyta, Magnoliopsida, Solanales, Solanaceae.
AUGACUUCUUCAGAUAUUCAAAAAGAAAUUGUGACCGCAUGUAAGAUAGAAACUAUUAAGGCUAUAAUAGAGGAUCUAAAUGGUGACUACUUUGCUUUAUUAGUUGAUGAGUCUAUAGACGUGUCACGCAAAGAGCAAAUGGCUAUUGUUUUACGGUAUGUCGAUAAAAAAGGAAGUGUGAUGGAGAGGUUUAUUGGCAUUGUUCAUGUUCGGGAGACAAGUGCUUUAUCUCUAAAGAAAGUAAUUGUCGAUGUACUUGUUCAUCAUUCUUUAAGUUUAUCUUCUAUACAUGGACAAUGUUAUGAUGGGGCAAGCAAUAUGCAAGGCGAUAUUAAAGGUGAACUUGUAUUAUUGGUUUCAAAUAUUUUGAAUGUGUUGGGAGCUUUUUUUAAACGUGUGGAUGAAUUUCGAGAUUCUCAAAACGAAAAACUCCGAGAGGCAUUAGAUAUGGGUGAACUAAAAACAGGUAGAGGCUUGAAUCAAGAACUUGGUCUUGUUAGAGCCGGUGAUACUCGUUGGGAAUCUCACUACAAGUCAUUUAGAAAUUUUAUUCGUAUGUUUGGCUCUAUUGUUGAUGUUCUUGAUACUCUUGUUGAAGAUGCAGUUCUUGAUUGGCAACUUCAAGAACUUAAUGAUCGUUUUGACGAAGUGACGACUGAUUUGCUUCAUGGAGUUGCUUGUUUGAAUCCAAUCGACUCAUUUUCAAGUUUUGAUAUCAGAAAAAUAAUGAAGAUGGCUGAAUUGUAUCCUGAUGACUUUGAUGAAUUUCAGAUGAGUGCUCUUGAGAAUCAACUUGCGAGUUACAUUAUUGAUGUUCGUGAUUUUGAUGAAAGGUUCUCCAAUCUAAAUGGGCUUUCUGAUCUUUCAAAAAGAUUAGUUAAGACAAAGAAGCAUUCAGUUUAUCCUCUUGUAUUCCUCUUAGUGAAACUUGCGUUGCUUCUGCCUGUUGCAACUGCAACCAUUGAAAGAGCUUUCUCAGCAAUGAAGUUUAUCAAGAAUGACUUGCGGAAUCGAAUGGAUGAUGACUUUUUAAGCGGUUGCAUAGUGCCUUAUGUAGAAAGAGAAGUAUUUAGUAUUGUUUCUAAUGAGUCUAUUAUAAAAACAUUUCAAGAGAUGAAGUCUCGUCGAGUACAAUUGUAA